Molecule: messenger RNA, 3899 nt
Organism: Aplosporella prunicola CBS 121167
Lineage: Eukaryota; Fungi; Ascomycota; Dothideomycetes; Botryosphaeriales; Aplosporellaceae
Exons: 5
Coding region: 74-3610 (1178 amino acids)
Biological process (GO): telomere maintenance via telomerase
Cellular component (GO): chromosome, telomeric region; telomerase holoenzyme complex
Molecular function (GO): telomeric repeat DNA binding
Source: RefSeq, a predicted model, not a curated record
GGCGGGCGUCCUACAAGAAUGGCUAGGCUCGUUCAUCGAAGACGAAGUCGACUCAGCCGUCCAAUGGAUACGCAUGAAUGACGACCAGAAAGCGCAGACAGAAAACUCCCAACAUCUCGAGGAGCUGUACGAGAAUGAUGGGAGCAACCUCCGCAUACAAGGCGAUCCCAAAAACUUUGCGAACUCGACAGUGCUCCAGAUUAUCCGGUACACACAUACCGAUGAAAACGAUCCGGUUGAGGCCAUCUUAUCGGAUGGUCAUACGUCAGUAAAGGCCACGUUUUCUAGCGAUGCGGUUGAGACAUUUCGUCGUAAGCACCAGCGAAAAAUCACGAGCCGCACUCAGGGUGGGAUCAUCUCCGUAUAUCGCCUCGAGAUUGUCAUCUCUCUUUUCGGUUCUGGAGAAGAUGACAGAGUAACUUUCCUGGUGAAAUCCAUGAAUUUCCGGGGGUCCCCCGGCGCAGCAAUACGAGGAAAUCCGAGACCCAUUCAAGAGCGCCCGAAGAUUCAAAGAUAUCUCGCUUUACUAGGAGUGAAAAUCGAAGACGAAUCAGACGUUGAGGGUACCCAGUUAUUAAACGAGCCCGAACUUCGACAGAAUGAUCCUCUUGAGGAGGUUCUCUCUCAAGGAGAACAGGAGCCAAUGCAGGAUGCGUCACUAAUGACACAAACGCAGUUUGAUACUCAGAUGGUUCACCCAUCACAGGGACAGCCUAUGACACCUGUGAGGCCUGUCGGUGACGUCAAUUUGGCACGUCCACAACCUUCCAACGCAGGUCAGAGUACCGAUGUACGCGAAAGCAAACAUUCGCAGUUGUUGAACUUGUUGAAAAAGAGUAGACCCACGCUGCCCGCUAUACCGCCGACAACUACCAAUGGACCGCAAAGGAAUCAGCACGAUCCUAAGUUGGCUAUCAAGAACAUUGGAACACAGAACCCCAAGCAUGCCCUUGGAGCUGAAAAAUCUUCAGGUGUGGGCAAUAAGGACACAGCAAACGUCGGGGGCGAUGACAUUUUGAAGACAACUGAACGCGGCAACUCGCAAAUACGUUCAAUAGCGGCGAUAAAAAAAGAACCUUCACAAAGGGAUGACAAAUCUAAGGACGUACCUUCGAGUUCCAUGCCAGUUGUUGAUGGUAUUCCGACUUCCUACCAAAAGGCCCGCCCUAUUUCAAGCCUCGAAUCCAACGGGUCUAAUGCAGCUCCAGCAAUUGAAAAAGAGCAUUCACCAACUGCACAGACACAGCUUCCACAAUCCUCUGGCAAUGAUGACGGGCCUUGGAAGACCGCCUUGCCCUUGACGCGAGCUACUUGCAGAAUUCCCAGUAACCAAAGGCGAUUGCUUAACAAACCUCUAUCCUGGUUUCCUCCGAGAGUCGGACAUGGAUUUUUUCCAGCUAUACCAGUAGAAAUACUGAAUAGCUUCAGUGGACCAACAGAGGCCAAAAAGGAACGUCGCCGUUCCGGCUCCCGUGAAGAUUCUGACUCUGGCGAUGACUUGUCCGAUUCCAGUAAUGCGAGUACAGCGAAAGGCCCUGAUGCUGCUCCUUUUUCUCCAUCCAAGUCAGAAGAGAAGGCGGUAGAAGCACCACCAUCUUCUCAAGAGAUACCGUGGUCUUCGUCCCCUGUACGACCGGUGAAACGCCAAGCCGAUCUCCCUCCAGAUAGUAGUGCAGAAGAAUUGAGGGCCCUAACAUCCCUACCCUCACCUCCAAAGCAAGACGAGGUAGAGCAUGCGGUCUCGCCUAUUUUGUCCAGCACUAUGCCGCCUCCCAAAACUGCAUACAAGGGAACAGUUGCCCUUGAAGAGCAAGCAGACACUCGCGUGGCUAGUAGCCCAGACCUUCCAUCAUCACCUCCGCCAUUACCUCCUAAUGAGGAUGAGAUGGCCAACGCCAUGGUGGAAAACAAUGAGGAUGAAAACAACGAGGAUGAUUUGGAAAUGGAUGUGCCGAAAGCAUUUACAAAAACAAACCAUCCUGAGAGAUUUUCAACCGAGCCUGAUGCCAUGAAGGAGACCGGCCUCAGAACCGAUAGAGCAUCACAAAAACCCUCUCAUAGCAAGGACCUAGCCAACGAGGUUCCUUCCAUGACGCUUGCUGCGCCUCCGGUUGGCGCCUUCCAAAAACCCUCUUAUGAGAAUUCUACCAAACCAUCCAAGCGCGAUAUUGUUUCCCCUACUCAUAACCCGCACAAGAAACUCAAAUAUUCCCAUGCUUCCUAUGGGUUCAGCCAAGAGAGCCCGGUGGUGCAGGAUCCAGCUAUGCGUCUUCGACAAGGGCGCAACAAGUUCAUGACUGAAAUGAGAGCCAGGCGAUCUAUGUCUUCCUCUCAGUCAGGCAGUGGUGAGGUUCGUCAAAACGUCUUGGGUUCUUCUGACAAUGAUGACCACAUUGACGAGCCCAAAGCCGUCAAAAAUAAGAAUGAUGAUGAGGAAGUGCUGAAGGAUGCUCCCGUCAAACAAAUUGACCAAGAAAACCCCCCUGCGAAUCCCGUAAAGACUACAGGUUCCCGCUCGGCAGAUGAAAAAAUCGAGAAAGACAGGAAGGUAUCAGAAGACAGUGUCUCAAAAGACAAGAUCCCAGAAGAGGUGAAACCCGCAGGCGAGGAGAAACCUGAAAAGGAGGAUAUCUUUGGACAGUUUUGCGAAAAGUACCCAGAGUAUUCUGGUGACCGUAAGCAUUUCACCGGAUUAUGCCGCAUGAUCCAUAAACUCCAGAGCACAGGCGCGAUUCUGCCCAAGUUCCUUUGGGACGACUUCAUCCUGAGACACAAGGUCGAAUACAGGGAGUACAUUGCCAAGUGCAGCGACGAAGGCCAAGACCCCGUGUCAUACCAAGCCUUCUACAACGAAGAGAUCGACGAACCAAAGUACCAGAAGCGGUUCAUGAACGGGGGAAAGCUGCACCGCGUGCUCGAGCUCGAGGACGGCCAGGCACCAAAGCGCGAACCCGUCACGAGGUUCAUGUCAGAGACGUACGCGGACAGAGAGCAGCCAGCCCCGUCCCAGUACGGCCCGGACCCUAGCGGCGCAGACCUCCGUGGCGACUACUACCGUCCGAUGUACGCGCAGGUUGAACGGCCGAAAAAGUCGAAAAGGUCGAAGCGGAAGAGCUUGCCCGAGCGGGUAGUGCAACUGCAGGAAAGCGAGCAGGGGCGGCGCAGGAACUCGGACGCGGGCGGUAGUGUAUUGAAGCGCAACGCGGACGCUCCGCUGAUGAUGAUGCCGCUGCCUGCAAAGCCAGUAGCAGCAGCAACAAAAACAACAACAACAAGCCAGACGCCGAGGAACCUGGUCGCGGGCACCGCCAACACCGCACCAAAACCAUCCAAACUGCCAAAGCCGUCCGCAAAGCCCGCCGCUGCUCCCACUACCUCUAACGCACCCACACCCACACCCGCCGCCGCUCCGGCCGCUCCACCAAAGCCAGCCACAACCACGACAGCAACAGCACCCAAACCGUUAGCGCCCCCGACGCGCAAGCGCGCCUCCUCGAGCGCGAACACGGGCUCGGCGGCCAAGAAGCCAGCGGUCGAGAACAGCUUUACGAUUUUUAAGCAGAGGUACAAUAAGCCGAGACCUGGUGGCGGUGGUGGUGGUGGGGGUUGAGUUGGGUUGUGUGGGGUGGUGUGGGUUCUUCUCUUCCUUCCUUCCAUUGGGGUUGGGGGUGGCUGGGGGUGUGUGAAUGGGGUGGAUGUGCAGUCAGUCAGUCGGGAGGCCAGGAGGUCAGAGCGCGCGCUAGUUCGCUUUACUUUGCUUUGCUGGUCCGCUUUGCUUUGUUUGUUUUCCUUACCUAGUCUAGUUGCUUUAUGCACGCACGCGCGCGCGUGGGGGACGAGAAGUGGGAGUGGGGGAAUGAGGGUGUAGGUAGGUAGGUACCUAGUUCGAUGGCAUCGCU